Colletotrichum orchidophilum is the source of this 1053-nucleotide messenger RNA. RefSeq lists its product as uncharacterized. Lineage: Eukaryota; Fungi; Ascomycota; Sordariomycetes; Glomerellales; Glomerellaceae. Bases 1 to 1053 code for a protein of 350 amino acids. The record is from RefSeq and is a predicted model, not a curated record. The transcript is spliced from 3 exons.
AUGGAUUCGGUUUGUUGGGAUAUCUGCCCCGACGCGGAAGACCCGGAGGACCCGGAGACGAGCGAGGAGGAAGUGGACCAAGACCGCAACACCUAUCACACCACCUCAUCCUCAUCCUCAUCCUCCUCUGCCCGUUCACUCCAUCCUCCUCAUCCAUCAUCAUCAUUAUCAUCAUCAAACAUCGCUGCGGCAACGCCCGACGCAAUCCCAGAGGUCGUCCUGCAACACCUCCCAGAAGACGACGACGACAACGACUCCCCCCCAGACACGACAAUGCAGAAAAGCACGCUGAGCGUACCAGAGGCACCGACAUUCGCAUCCGUGUACACGAAUUCGCCGUCAUGGAUGUCAACGUACACGUCGUCCACGUGCGCGACGACGUACACCAGCACGCACGAACGCUCGCGCAGGGACGGAGACGGGCUCGAAGAGGGAGGAGGGCACGUCGGGGACGGAUGGCUGGACGUGCGUAGACGGCGUUCGAGGCUGCCUUAUCCCAGACGACCUAGGACCGUGAGGCGAUGGGACGGCGAUGGGGGGAUGACGGCGGCUGCGGCUGCGGCUGCGGCGCCGAGGUCGAGGCCGAGAUGGCGUGAGGAGACGCUGGAGGCCUGGGAUGAGGCCGAGAUGGAGAGCGGGAGUUACUGCGUCGUUGAGGGGGCUCGGUGGGAGGAGCAGAGGUUUGUUACGUUGAGGAGGCCGGCGCGGGGGAAGCUGGGCAAGGGCAAGGGUGGUGGGCGGAGGAGGGAGGCAUAUUGGAGCGGUGUUGUUGGGUAUUCAACCCAACGGGAGAGAGCGAGGACGAGGUCGAUUCCGUUGGUGGAUCCGCCUGUGCCGAAGAUUGUUGUCGAUUUGCUGGCGAUGGGAAUGUCGAGGUCGAGAUCGAGACUGGGCGGGGGGCUGUGGGGGCUGCCGUAUGUGGAGGGUAGAGGGCAUUCCCGGGCUGUGUUUGCAAUGGCCGCCGGCGACAGAGUUUGGAGCGUGGUGUUGAGAUAUCUUGGGGACGUUCUCGGCUUCUCUAGACGUGUUGACGGGUCGGAUGACGUAGACUAG